Messenger RNA from Candidozyma haemuli, 1941 nucleotides. It is a transcript of the gene CDC27, whose product is annotated as anaphase promoting complex subunit. The transcript has 2 exons. Gene Ontology annotation, molecular function: protein binding. The coding region runs from base 1 to 1941 and encodes 646 amino acids. Lineage: Eukaryota; Fungi; Ascomycota; Pichiomycetes; Serinales; Metschnikowiaceae. Gene Ontology annotation, biological process: cell division. The record is from RefSeq and is a predicted model, not a curated record.
AUGGACGACCCAAACGUCACGCAACAGCUUCGGCUGGUUAUCGUCCAUUCCUUAGAUACUUUCAACUAUAAGAAUGCUGAGUUUGCUGCUGAACACUUGGUGGCUCUCAACCCACAAGACCCAGAGCUGCUCUUCCUUUAUGCCUUGGUGCUUUACCGUCAGAGCAAGUAUAAACUGGCGUUCAACAGAACUUCAUCUGAACUAGCUCAUGGCCACUUGGGCUGCUCAUACAUUUAUGCUCGUCUGUGUCUUCAUUUGGGUAAAUAUAAGGAAGGUAUCUAUACGUUAGUUGGUGUGCUGCCGUUGUAUAACGAGACUGCCAAUGCUGAAACCAAACCACAAGGUCUGCCGUGGAAUCAGCUGCCUGAACCAGAAUCCUCGGCGGCGUAUUUUGCCCUGCUGAGACAAAGACAUGCCUACGAGGCCCAUAGACACCUUUAUCCUGAUCUGUCAGCUGUGUAUCACUUGCUAGGGGACUUAUACAAAGCAGAGGGAGAUACUACAAAGAGCGCAUUGAAUUAUUCUACAGCACUCAAGUAUAAUGUGUUUGAUUUUGAGGCUUUCCAGGAAUUGGCCAGACUGGGUGCUGAUGUACGCGUGAAGGCCAUUUAUAAGCCUAACCAGCGUCGCUCACUGCCUCUGCCAGUGCUUGAGCCAAAGAGUACCAAUACAAACGAUUCUGCAGGUAUAUCGAACCCAUUUGCAACGCCACGCUUGGCCAAAAAUGUUGAUGUUUCUACUCCCAGAAUCCUCAGUGCAUCAAUACCAGAUGCCCCAUUACGAAAGCCUCAAAAUGACGAAUUCACUAAACCUCCAGCACCAAUACUGGCGUCAUCAUUACAACAGGUCCCACAGAUACAGGUACCUCCUUCACAAGGGCCCAAGAAACAUCACUUCCCGAAGAGACUGUCUUUGGCACCUCCAUCAGCUCAGACUCGUCAAGGCCUCAAAAGAACAUCCUCUCAAGGCUUCAUGACAGAGUCUCGUCUGCCAUCACAAAGUGAUGUAGAUGCUGCAGAUAUCACACUUCGAAAACUCUUUUCUACAUUGGCAAAGGCUUACAAGUGUUUCUGCAAGUAUGAUUGUUACAAGGCCAUUCGUCUUCUUGAAUCAUUACCCGAAAACAUCAAGGAUACACCAUGGGCGCUUAGCAAGCUUGGCCGCCUCCAUUACGAGAUUGUCAACUACAAGCAAUCGCGUCGCUUUUUCAUCAGAUUACGACAACUGGAUAGAACCAGACUUGAAGAUAUGGAAUAUUACUCUACGUUGCUUUGGCAUUUACAGAAGAACGUCGAGCUCACAUACUUGGCAAAUGAAGUUCAUGAUAUUGAUUCUCUGCUGCCGAUUACCUGGUGUGUCAUGGGUAAUUUAUUCUCUUUGACCAGAGAACCAGACGAAGCCAUCAAGUGUUUUGACAAGGCUAUCAAGAUCGACCCGCAAUUCACAUACGCCCAUACACUUAAGGGCCACGAAUACUAUUCCAACGAUAAUUACGAGAAAGCUCUUGAUUGUUUCAGAUUGAGUCUUCUCAUGGAUUCUAGACAUUAUAAUGCACUCUACGGCAUUGCCGUGGCCAUCAACCCUAUUAAUGUGAUUUUGAUUUGUUGUGUUGGAAUGGUAUUGGAGAAACUAGGCAAGAAAUCAUUGGCUUUGAAACAGUACGAUUUGGCAAGCAAGCUUCAACCACUCAGCGCCUUGCCCAUCUUCAAGAAAGCAUCCCUCCUUUUCUCCCUUCAACAAUUUGACAAGGCAUUGGAGCAGUUUGAACUCGUCAAGGAGCUUGCUCCAAAUGAAGCUUCAGUGCACUUCCUUCUUGCACAGCUCUACAAUAUCCAGAAUGAUAAGUACCUGGCCAUCAGAGAGUUCACGAUUGCAUUAAACCUCGAUCCUAAAGGAAACUACUUGAUUCGUGAGGCGAUGGAGAUGCUCAAGGAAACAUAA